UCUAGUCUCCGCCGAGUCGUGUGCACGCACCGCGCACGCCCCACGUCGCUCCUUCUUCCAGAGCUUCCGGCUCACUCUCCACGCGAACAAUGACGACUUCCAUGCGCGGAGGUCGCGGCGGCGGGCCGAAGCUCUCGUCGGGCUCGGCCAGCUCCUGGCGUGCCAACGGCGCCGGCGGCGGCCAGCCCGGCGGCGGGCAGCAGCGUGGCCCAGGCAACGGAGCACAGUCGCCGGGCGGUCCGCCGCACAUGCAGCAGCAGCACGGCCAGCAGCACCCGAACCAGCAAAACCAGCAGUAUAGCCAGCAGCAGCAGCACCCGCAGCAGCAGGCGCCGGGCUCGCGCUGGGCCAGCGGACCGCCGCGCGGCCCCCAGGGCGGUCAGCCGCAAGGCCAGGGCCAGCGUGGCCCUGCGAACCACCAGCAGCACCAGCAGAACAAGCCUGCGGCUGCUGGACAGUCGCCUGCGUCGUCGGCGUUCCCUGCGCUUGGCGCAAAGCCCGUGGUGCUCGAUGCCGCCGCUGCCAAGAUGCGCGAGCGUCUGACCUUCGUGCUCGCGUCCCUCGUGGGCACGCCGGUCGUGGCCACUACGCACGGCGGCUUCAAAUUCAUCGGCAUCCUGAGCGCCACGAGCCCUGACGUCGCCGAUGUCGGUGUCGCGCUGUCUAGCGCCCAGGAGGUGCUGCCCGGCGGCUUCGGCCCGCUGCGCAAGCUGCUGAUGAUCAACGGCGAGGACCUGGACGACAUUCAAGCGUCAGAGGUGCGCCUGGGUGAGGUGCAGAAUGAGCCGCGCGACCGCGAGGGCUUCCGCACCGACACGGAGAUCUCCAAGACGGCGCUGGAUGCCUUCGGUGGAGGUCGCACGCUGCAAAAGUGGUCAGACGACCCUGACCUCUCCCCGAUCGAGGGGCCCUCCGGCGCUGGUGGCCUCGAGUCCAUGACGAGCACUGGCGGCUGGGACCAGUUCAAGACCAACGAGGCCCGCUUCGGGCUCAAGACGGACUACCAAGACGAGAUGUACACGACGCAGCUCGACCGCAGCGGCAAGGACUUCAAGGAGCGCGAGCGCGAGGCGGACCGCAAGGCCCGCGAGAUCAUGAACUCUGCUACAAGCAACUCGCACAUGGCCGAGGAGCGUGGUCUUGCGGACUCGGGCAUCACGGAGGAGGACCGCUACGGCGCUGUGGUGCGCAACGCGAACGCAUACGUCCCGCCUGCGCUGCGCCGCGCCGGUGCAGGCCCUGCUGCCGCACCUAAGGCAAACGGCAGUCCGGCAGGCCAGCCAGCUGCAGCCGCUGCGCCGCCCGCCGCAGCGGGUCUACACAAUGACCCGGCCAUCGUGGAGAGCAGCGCACCCAUGCCGCCCUCUCUGCAGAUGCAGGCGCCGACGCCGGUGCUCAGCAGCACGCCCGAGGGCGGCGAUGCGUCCAAGAAGCCUGGCGAGGGCAACCCGCUGAUGGGCGACUUCCGCGACUUUGUGAGCAAGGAGCGCGAGCGUCUCGAGAAGAAGAAGGCCGCACUGGCAAAGAAGGAGAAGGACGCGCGUCUGGCCGAGCUCAAGCAGUGGGGCGACAACUUCAAGCUCAAGACUCCGUCCUCCGGCGACGGCGCUGCUGCGUCCGCUGGCUCAGCCAAGAAUGCAUCGGGCGCAGCACAGGCAGCAGACAAGCCGCGCGAUCCGUCCGCACAAAAGAGUCUCAGCCCGCAGACCGUCCACGCGAACGACUCCUCGCGCCCGACCGGCGGCGAGCGCGCGAGCGGCACCUCGUCCAUGGUGCCGUCGCCAAAGGUUGCGCCGCGUCUGCUCGACGCCAAGGUCUCACUGGCUGGCAUGACGAUCCCGAAGAUCCCGCCCUUCAAUGCCGCAGCUGCCAAGAAGAAGGCGCCGCCGGGCGCGGCGUCGGCCUCGACGUCGCCCCAGAUCGUGCCUGCGGCAGCGACGGCGUCUCCUGUGACGAGCAACGCAGGCGCCGCCGCCGCAUCGACGAAGCUGAGCGCCAAGGCUAGCUCCUUCAAGCCCUUCAACCCUGCUGCUGCGGCCUUCACGCCGGGCGGCGCUGCGGCUGCCAAGAAGCCUGAUGCGACGCCUCCCGCUGUGCCUCAAGCCCCGCUCAACCCCUUCUUUGGUGCGCGCUUCCUCAAGCGCCCCACUGCGCAGUCGCCGAUCCACGUGCGCGAGGACUUCAACCCAUUCAAGAAUGGCAAGGUGCCCGAGGCGCCCGCUGUUGGUCCGGUCUGGGGCUUCACUGGCAAGCCAUACCGGCAGCUCUUCUCGACGAUGCCGCCUGUCGGCCCUGCCGGCAUGGGCAUGGGCCCUCAGGUGCCCGUCGCCGGCUUCGACGAGUCCGCUGUCGGCAUGCAGCCUGCUGGCAUGCCGCACCCGCAGCAGAUGGGCCAGCCGGGCGGACCGCAUCCGCCGCCACACAUGGCGCAGGGCCUGCCGGGCAGCCCGAUGCCGCCGGGACAGGGGCCUGCGCAGGCCGGUCAGAUGCAAGGGCCGCCGCACUCUGGCCCGCCUGGUGCGCCGGCGCCCGGCCAGCCGUUCGGCAUGGUGUACCAGCCAUAUGGCCCGUACCGCUUCCACGGCCAGCAGCAGCACCUCAUGCAGAUGCCGAUGCCGCAAGGCGGACCUGUGCCGUACGGAGCGAUGCCGCCGCACUUCAUGUCGUUCUCGCCGCCCAUGCCAGCGCACGGCGGGCCACCCGGCAUGUACAGCCCGCAGAUGGGCAACAUGGCUGCGCCUGGCCCGCACGGCCAGUUCAUGCCGCAGGGACCCGGAAGCCCGGGACACCCCGGUCCUGGCGCGCCGCCGAGCGCAGGAGGCGGUGCGCCGCCGCGGCCUGGGCAGGUGCCGCCGCACAUGCAAGGCAAGGUGCCGCCGACGAUGUUCUUCCAGCAGCCCAUGCCGGGCAUGACAUACCCUGCGCCGUUCCCGCCCGGAGCCCAGCCGUUCCCGCCGGGAUCGGCGCCGCCCAUGGAGCCCGGGCAGCACCCGCAGCAGCAGCAGCACCAGCAGCACCACCCGCAGCAGGGUCAGCAGCAGCAGGGCCAGCAGGGCCCGCACCAGCCGCCGCAGCCGCAGCAGCAGCAGCAGCAGCCGCCUCACGGGCCGGCUGCGCAGCAGCAGGCCGCUCCGUCCACCGCGCCGCCGCAGCCGGCGCAGCAGCAGUGAGGGCAGGCAGGGCAGUGGGGCCAUGGCGUCGGCGGAGGAGAUCACGCGGACCGGACGACGCAAUGACAGUCCUCUGCUGAGCCUGGCGCGUCUGGGCGUGCGUCGCGUAGAUCGGUGCAUUCCUCGCGCGCGGCGCACAUGCAAGCUACAGCUUCGCGAGCCCCCGCGUCUUG
Messenger RNA from Tilletiopsis washingtonensis, 3343 nucleotides. RefSeq lists its product as hypothetical. Gene Ontology annotation, biological process: cytoplasmic stress granule assembly. Lineage: Eukaryota; Fungi; Basidiomycota; Exobasidiomycetes; Entylomatales. Gene Ontology annotation, molecular function: RNA binding. The transcript is spliced from 11 exons. Bases 90 to 3170 code for a protein of 1026 amino acids. Gene Ontology annotation, cellular component: cytoplasmic stress granule. The record is from RefSeq and is a predicted model, not a curated record.